Messenger RNA from Brenthis ino (lesser marbled fritillary), 372 nucleotides. NCBI's taxonomy places the organism in Eukaryota, Metazoa, Arthropoda, Insecta, Lepidoptera, Nymphalidae. The record is from the annotation of a GenBank genome assembly.
AUGGUUAGCUAUUAUUCGUAUUAUAACUAUUGGUACCUAUUGUCUACAGGAGAGCGGCGGAUUCUGCACAAUGUUUCGGGUGAGUUCCGGUCCGGAGAACUAACAUGCAUCCUCGGCCCAUCAGGCGCUGGGAAAUCUACGCUACUAAAUAUACUGGCUGGAUAUACAUCAAACGGGGUAAAUGGAAGAAUCACAGUGAAUGGUCAUGCACGAGACAUGCGUGUGUUUAAAAAACUAAGCAGCUACAUAAUGCAAGAUGAUUUACUACAGCCACGACUCACCGUCAACGAAAGCAUGAUGAUAGCUGCCGAACUCAAGCUGGGGCAGGAACUAAGUAAAUCUGAAAAAGAACUUGUUGUGAGUUUGUUUUAU